GAGGAAAACCUUGCUUUUUAACUGGGCUAUGGAAUAGAAGAAGCAGGAGGGGUUCCUGACAAGUGACAGUCACGGCUCACUCAACUACCCCUCCUCCUUUCCACACCUGCAGGAUCUUCUGCCUGGCUGCAAUCUUUUCGGUUAAUUGCAUCUCAGCUCCGAGGCUGUCUGUUGCAAAUCCCUGGAUUAAAAGAUUCAUUACUGCUCUGCUGGGUAGAUGAACUAAAUCAUGAAAUUGGCUAUCUUCUUUCUUCUACUCCUGCCACUUUGCUUGGCCAAACCAUUCUAUCAAAGAGGCUUGUUUGAUUUUAUGCUUGAAGAUGAAGCAGGAUCUGGAACUCCUGAACCUCCAGGGUAUCCUCCUAUCCCAGUGUGCCCAUUUCGUUGUCAGUGCCACCUCCGAGUUGUCCAGUGUUCCGAUUUAGGUUUGAAGGAAGUUCCAAAAGAUCUUCCCCCAGAUACUACUCUAUUGGACUUACAGAACAAUAAAAUAACUGAAAUAAAGGAUGGAGAUUUCAAAAAUCUGAAGGAUCUUCAUGCAUUGAUCCUUGUUAACAACAAAAUCAGCAAAAUCAGCCCUGGAGCUUUUUCUCCACUCAAGAAACUGGAGAGACUUUACCUUUCCAAAAACAACUUGAAGGAACUUCCAGAAAACAUGCCAAAAAGUUUGCAGGAACUGCGUGCGCAUGAAAAUGACAUUGUCAAAUUAAGGAAAGCUGUCUUCACUGGACUGAAUAAUGUGAUUGUCAUAGAAUUGGGCACCAAUCCAUUGAAAAGUUCAGGGAUUGAAAAUGGAGCCUUUCAAGGGAUGAAGAAGCUCUCCUACAUCCGUAUUUCAGACACAAAUAUAACUACUAUUCCUAAAGGUCUUCCUGUGUCUCUGACAGAACUUCAUCUUGAUGGAAACAAAAUCACCAAACUUGAAGCAGAUAGUUUAAGUGACCUUCCCAAUUUGGCUAAGCUUGGCCUCAGUUACAAUCACAUUGCUAGUGUGGAUAAUGGAUCUUUAGCCAGAGUGCCACAUUUGAGAGAACUCCAUUUAGACAACAAUGAUCUUGCCAAAGUACCUGCUGGACUAGGAGAACACAAAUACAUACAGGUUAUCUACCUUCACAACAACAAAAUUGCUGCCAUUGGCCCUAAUGAUUUCUGUCCUCUUGGAUACAAUAGCAAAAAAGCUUCUUAUUCAGGAGUAAGCCUGUUUAGUAACCCUGUGCAGUUCUGGGAAAUUCAGCCAUCUGCGUUCCGAUGCAUCUAUGAACGAUCUGUAAUACAACUUGGAAACUACAAAUAAAUGCACAGAAGUGUUUCCACUUAAAUACCUGUUGCUUUUUAAAAUUGUUGGUGACUAUUAAAGCCAAAUACUGAAGACUUAACUGCAGAGUGGAGAUUAUUAUGUUUGUAAAAGACCCAAGAGAUCAUUUCCAGAGAAAAAUAGCUGAAUUCACUGUGUUUUUACUUCAUCAACAACACAUGAUAUAGUUUGUGGUAUCUUCCCAUUAGGUGAGCACAACAGAUUUUUCAAUAUUCCACUGUGCAUGAGAUCUGGGAGUAAAUAUUGGUCGAGCUUUUUAUAAUUAGGAAUUAUGAAAGCACAUUUUUACUCUGCAGUGACCCACAGAAAUUACUUGGAGGAAAAAGAAAUAAAGCAUAAUUUUUCUUAAAAAAAAAAUCAACCAAGUCUUAAUGAACUCCCAUCUGUUUAAAAUUUAAAGCAUAAGUGCAGGUAUCAAAAUAUCAGAUAUACAGAUAAGCAAUAUAGAAAUGUUGCUUUUGUUAAUAUUUUUGGUUAAAAUGCUAUUUUAAUAUAUGCUUAUUUUCUUUUCUGAAUAUGUUUAAAUCUUCCCAGAUAAUUUAUGUACAAUUAGGAAAAUAUUCUACAGCUCAAAAUACACUCCUAGCCCUGGCUUUUUCUAGAAAGAAAUAAGAAUUUUUGUGAGCCAUGGCUACUGAGGCUUUCAUUGGAUUCCCCAUGGAAUAGAAAUGGUGCUGCCUCGCCCGGCCUGUAAUGAAGGUCACCAAGAUCUGUCAUGUCUCAUUAGGUAAUUGAGGUUGCAACUAAACAUUAGGACAUCAGCAUCAGGGAAAGGACUUGUAGCCAUGUCCCCAACUUUCUGCUUCAUUCUCCAAUUCUCCAUUCAUCCCUACCUUCUAGAAGACACAACUAAUGGUUUUAAAGUGAAAAUUGUUUCUCCCUGUUCACACAAUCACUGCUCUUGUUCAUAAUCUGCUAAAAGUAUUCCAAUGCAAUUCCCAUUAAUUUGAGAGUCUUUGAGAAAGUACUCUGUGGAUUGUGACCAGUAAAUCUGCAAGCAUGUAUAAAUUAAGCAAGAUUGGCCUACUACAUUAAUAAAUUGCUCUUAAAUGCAACAAUGGACAUUCAUCUACUUUAAUUUGAAUUUUAACACUGUUCUCAAAUGUAAUGUAAAGAGAUAUCCAGAUUAUUUGUUUAGCAAUACCUAGACUUACAAUUAGGAACAGGGGAACAUCAACUGGCCAGAAGUAGAAGAGCAUUAUCUGAAAAUAUUCUUUUAAAACACAUCUGAAAGCAAACUUUAUUUUUAUAUCUCUAUAACUGGUUUUAUUCAGUAACAAGAAUAUAAAAAAAUGGCUGUACAUUUCUGGGAUUCUUGUCUCCAAAUUUAACUGUAUUUCUUUCAACAUGACACAUUAAAGAAAAGUUUGGAUACCUCUUAAUUGUUCAAAAUACAGUAUUUUCAAUGUAUGUAUGUUUUAUAUUAAACAGUACUGGCAAACUCCAAAA
Python bivittatus (Burmese python) is the source of this 2764-nucleotide messenger RNA. RefSeq names its product decorin (gene DCN). Gene Ontology annotation, molecular function: protein binding. NCBI's taxonomy places the organism in Eukaryota, Metazoa, Chordata, Lepidosauria, Squamata, Pythonidae. The record is from RefSeq and is a predicted model, not a curated record.